Messenger RNA from Abrus precatorius (Indian licorice), 1288 nucleotides. RefSeq names its product leucine-rich repeat receptor-like serine/threonine-protein kinase BAM2. The transcript has a single exon. Lineage: Eukaryota; Viridiplantae; Streptophyta; Magnoliopsida; Fabales; Fabaceae. Gene Ontology annotation, molecular function: protein binding. Bases 38 to 1288 code for a protein of 416 amino acids. The record is from RefSeq and is a predicted model, not a curated record.
AAUUCAUCACUCACUUUUACAACACUGAAGUGAAUGAAUGGCCACCCCGCACUCUGCUCUGCUUCUCUUUCAUCUUCUUCUGAUGCUCAUUCUCCCAUCUCCUUCUCUUCAACAGCCCAGCCACCAAAAAAUGCACCCAUUCGACCUCAACGCCCUUCUUUCCAUAAAAACCACACUCACCGAACUCUCUCUCUCCAAACACUUCUUCUCCACAUGGAACCUCACCGCACCCGAUCCCUGCUCCUCCUUCGCCGGCGUCACCUGCUCUCUCAACCGAGUCUGCAUCCUCUCCCUCGGCACCAACUCGCUCCCACUCGCAGGCUCACUUCCUUCCUCCAUCGCCUCACUCACUGAGUUGACUCAGCUCAUCCUCUACCCCGGAAUCGUCACCGGUCCUAUCCCUCCCCAACUCGCUCAACUCACCAAACUCCGAGUCAUCUCCUUACCCAGCAACCGAUUCACCGGAACAAUCCCCUCCACUUUUUCCUCCCUCCAAAACCUUCACACUCUCGACCUGAGUCACAACCAACUCGCUGGGUCAAUCCCGCCGAGUCUCACCGAGUUGCCUCAACUCAAGGUCCUCAUCCUUGCUUCCAAUUCCCUCACCGGCGCGUUACCGAGAACCAUUUCCUCGCCGUUACUCCAUUUCGACUUGAAGGACAACCAGCUCACGGGACCGUUACCGCCGUCACUGCCGUCAUCGCUCCGUUACCUGUCGCUGUCACAGAACCGCAUGUGGGGCCCUCUCACCAACGGGUUGAAGUCGCUCUCAGAGUUAGUGUUCCUCGACCUCAGCAUGAACCGUUUUAGUGGGCCCAUCCCGGCCCAAUUGUUCUUCAUGCCCGCGCUCUCCUCUCUCUUCCUGCAACGGAACAAUCUCUCUGGUGGGCUUCCGAGAGGACCCAGGCCAGGGCCCAUUGACAGCUACGGCGAAGGGUCCAUCGUUGAUCUGAGCCACAACGCGCUCAGUGGGGAACUGUCGACGGUGCUUGAUGGAGUGGAGACCUUGUUUUUGAAUAAUAACCGUUUGAUGGGGAGCGUGCCUGAGGCGUAUGUCAAGAGCGUGUGCCGCGGCAGCACCAGAACAUUGUAUCUUCAGCAUAACUACUUUACGGGGAUACCGCUGCAAGGGGGAACGCCGUUGCCUGAUACGGCGUCGUUGUGCUUGUCAUACAACUGCAUGGUCCCGCCGGCGACGCUGAUGACGUGUCCGGCCAGCGCCGGCGGACAGAUGUCGAGGCCGGAGGCGCAGUGUUCCGUGUUUAAUCAUGGUCGCAACAAAGAUUAA